Molecule: messenger RNA, 2744 nt
Organism: Daphnia pulex (common water flea)
Lineage: Eukaryota; Metazoa; Arthropoda; Branchiopoda; Diplostraca; Daphniidae
Product: transmembrane protein 62-like
Exons: 11
Coding region: 359-2314 (651 amino acids)
Molecular function (GO): hydrolase activity
Source: RefSeq, a predicted model, not a curated record
CACAGGCUAGGAGAGCCCAGCAGAAUGCCCAAUAAGAAGUGUACUUGGAAUAAAGCAUUCUGUCUGUGCGUUAAGUUUGGUUCUAAAGCGGUACAACCGCUUUGGUUAAAGCCCUACUGCCCCCAUAUAAAGAAGUGGAGUUCAUACUUCAGAGUCCAGUACCAUUCUACUCGUCUAAAACUUACAAAUAAGAUUUUGCAACGUGGCAAGUGCGUGAUGCUGAUGACACCAAGCAGAACAAUUUCGAGUUACUGACGUAUGUUAUCACUGAUGUGAAUGGAUAGUCCCGUAAUUUUAGAUCCAGUCAAUUGAAAGUGAUCAGAAUAUCAUUUGAAGAUCAAAACACUUGUUCUUCAAAAUGAAUAUCGAACGUAUUGGAUUAUUUUUCUUAAUAAUUACUAUUUUGGGUUUUUUAAUUACAUCCCGGAAUCAUCUGACGGUUAACCCCGAAUGCAAUUUGGAUAACGUGAGAAGUUCCCGCCAAAAUAUUAUUCCAUUAGGCCAAGAUGACGAAGAUGUUUUGGUUUUCGUGCAUAUUUCUGAUCUGCACAUCAGUCACUUUACAGCAGAAGAUAGAUACGAGCAACUUAAUGAGUUUUGCAGCAUAAAUUUAAAAGCUAUCAGUCCUCACCUGGUUCUUGCAAGUGGGGAUUUAACUGAUUCUGUUGCUCCUGGCAAAGUUACACAGUUUAUUGAAGAAUGGAAGAUGUAUGAAGAUGUGUACACUAAAUGUCAAAAUGAAUCUGGGGUCCCUCAUUGGUUGGAUGUUAGAGGAAAUCAUGAUAACUUCAACAUUCAUAGAUACAACAGUUCCAACAGUUAUUACCCACAGUUUGGAUCACAAAGGAAAAAUCCUGGAUCUUACAUUACUUUUAUCAAGACCAAUGAAAGGACAAAAUAUGCUUUCAUCGCCGUGGACGCUACUCUUGAAAUAGGCCCAAAACGAUUACUAAAUUUUGUCGGGCAAUUGGACGAUAAUCGCUUGUCAAAGUUAAAAGAAUUCGAUAAAAACGCCACUCAAUUAAAUGUUAAUGGAACUAUUUGGUUUGGCCAUUAUCCAUCUUCGAGUAUCUUCAAUUCCGGACUGCGUCCUGGUUUGCGCGAUGUCGCCUCCAAGGGAAUCGCCUAUUUAUGCGGACAUUUCCACACUCUUUUCGGCAUUGUACCUAAAAUGUAUUCGCGCCACCAUUCGGGAAUGUUGGAACUAGAACUUGCUGACUGGAAGGACCGUCGAAUGUAUCGAGUUGCAGUACUCGACAAAGGAUUAUUUUCUUUCGAUGAUGUUGAACAUAAUAGUUGGCCGGUUAUAGUUGUGACUAAUCCAAAACCGCUGUUGACGGUUCAUCCUUGUCAGCAGCCCAAUGAAUUAAUGGCUAAUUCGACCCACAUUCGAAUUUUCAUAUUUUCUCCUUCGCCAAUCGAAGUUUGCGAGGUAAGGUUGGAUAAUGGAGCUUGGGAACCUUGUAAACUAACAGGCCAAAAAAAUCCCCUAUAUACCGCGCCUUGGCAACCGGAACUCUACGCUAAAGGCCCUCACACACUUGGAGUGAGAGCCAAAGAUUCUACCGGAUCCGAGAAAAUUACGGAAAUCGAAUUUGCUUUGGACAACACAAUGCCACAUUACCCGUGGAGAGCACGAAUAGCUCUGAUGUGGGAUUUUACUACUAUGAGUAAAGUGGUAUUCUGGGUUUCAAUCUUCUUUUGUACAGUACCAUUUUUGUUCGUGAACUUUCUACAGAGGCGAAUCACGUAUCGACUGCUGUCGCCGCUGCGAGUUAAAUAUCGUUGUGUUAACCUACUGAUCAGAAAAUUCUGGGUUUUUUCUGGCAUCAAAAAGUUAUUCUACCCGAUUUUGGCCUACAGCAUAUACCUAUGCGUUGGACCUUGGCUUGCAGGCUAUUUAAUCGACGACCGCAUUGGUGUUGUUUUUGCUUGGGGAACUUUUUUCCAAGAUGGAAUAUUUCUAAAAGGAACUACAACGUAUUUAUACUGCGGUAUUCACAUUAUCCUAUUCAAUGGGCCACUUAUUUGCAUUCUUGCUCACACUGCAGAUGUGAGGUUCCGGGAGACAAGAACUGGAAAUAGAGCCUACAGCCGCACUUUUUUCACGAAAUUUAUGCUCUAUGUUCCUAUUUUGUUGUUUGUUAUUUUUCACUUUACCACUUGCUUGAUAUUUAUGCAUUCUUAUGGAUGGUAUACCCUACUGCUCAACCCUGCGCGAUUCUGGAGUUUGUUUCUCUCUCUCUACCUUUGGUGGAAAGCGAAAACAUUAAACUCGUUGGAUUUCACAAAUGUCGCGAGAACCUGGAACUAGAAUAUGUCGUUUUCCCUAUAAAAUUAACCGUCAUCCUUACCAAAAACCUCUCCAUUUAAGUCCACCUUUUUCCGCCCGUCUUCACUUCUUCCACUUCUUUAUAGAUUGCACCUUUAACAGUCGCUGUCAUGUUGAUUCCAUAUUUUGCCUACAUCCAUCAUUGUGAUGAUGAAGUGAAGUUGUGCAACACUUCCUUCAGAAUUCUUGUGGUCGAAUUAGUAAAACAUUCCUUUGCCGUUCCCUCACUCGACAGAAAAGCUGUAGGUCGGUAUAAAUUUUGUCAAACUUACCAAAACAUUAUUACUUAUUUACCAUGAUUGUUAAUAUUUGAAACACAAUUUACUCGUAUUUUUUCAGUGCGUUGGGGCUUAGGUGGUGUGAUUACUUAACGGACCAGUGUGAUUGCUAAAAUAUAGACGUCCCUGUGAUA